CUCAUAACUCAAUUUCAUACAUUUAGAUAGCAUCUAGUUUGUGCUUAAAUUUGACUAUAUUCAAUUAGUUUAAACAUCAGUAGUUUAUGAAGGAAUAAACAUUAUUCUCUGUAACUGCAGGAAAUAAUAAAUACUGGUCCUCCAUUGAGCGGAAUGUUACGUGAAACGUAUUUGGAGAGUUUUGUGGUGCCUACGCAGCGAUAAACAAUAAGCGAGUUAUCCACUGGUGUUAAGCAGGUAAACGCAAUUCUGCGAAGAGACGCCACAAGUCUGUCAAUAUGCAAGCAACCUCUAAUGAAAAUAAUGAAAGUGAACGCAAAUCAUCUAGAAGGCGUAAAACAGUACUUAACGUCCAAGAUGUAGGCGGGUCGAAUGAGGUUGCAGAAAAUGUGUCGGAUGAAAUUAACUUGAAAUUGUCUACUUUAAAGAAACUACAAAACUCAGUUAAAAAUACACCAUCAGUACGACGAAGUACUCGAGCAGCAUCAAAAAUAACUUCGGAAUUUGUGGAGACUGCAACUCCUUCAUCGAGCAUUGCUAAAAUGAAUGAAAUACUGGAGAAUUCCGAUAUGAAAAACAUAUCAAGGAGCGGACGUAAAACAAUUUCGAGAAAAUUAGAUUAUAGCGAGAUAAUUGCAAGUAAAGGAUUAAGAAAUAAACUGAACUUUGAAACAAAUAAUGAAGUUAAAGCAGAUGCUGAUAAUGGUGAAGACAAAGAUGAUGUGAAUGAUAAUGCAACAAAUAAAGAGAAUAACGUUCAAAGUUCUAAAACAAACAUCACUGAAUUAUUACCACAAAUUUCUACUAAUGAAACGAAGAUUAAAAAUAUACGUAAGAAUUCUAUGCCUGCCAAGGUUCUUACACCGUCGGGCACUGUAAAUGAGGAACUCACUUUGCAUAAAGAAAAUGCUGGUAUUGAAGAGAGUCUCGCUGCCGUAACUAAUGAAAAGGUAAAGGGCUCUGGUAGAAAGUCAACAGUACGCAGUAGUGUUACACCUUUGGUUUCUAAAUCUAAUAAAAAAAAUAAUAAAAAAGUUAAGAAAAAUACUAAAAAAAAUUCAGAGUUAAAUUUGAAAAUGGCAAAUUUAUCAAUGGAAACCAAUACAGACUCUGAUAGUCAUACAGAUAAUAACGAUAAUGUUGAGGUUAUUAACAAAUCUAGCAACAAGGUAUCAAAUGAUGCAAAACAAGAAUCAACUGAAAAUGUACAGAAGCAAUAUAUUAAGCAUAUAUCAGCUGAUGAUGAAUUUGAAAAUUUAGACACUUUGCCAAAAGUGAUCAAUGAAAAUUCAUCAGAGAAUACUAAAGAAAAUGAAUUAAACGUUACCAUUGAUAAGAUUGAUAAUUCAAUUGGCAAGUCUGUUUUAAUAGCAAAAACAGAGUCCAAUAGUGUGGAGACAUUCGAUCUUAUAGAUGAUGAAGAUAUAAAUUUUAUUCCACUGCUAGUAAUAUCAGAUGAUGAGGACUCUAUACACACGCCUGUUAAGAAUACUUCAAUUACUUCAGUUAAUAAAAAUAUUACAUUAAAUGAAAGCCCUUCUAAUGAAAACAAGGAUUUGGCCAUUCCACUUGAUACUGUAACAGAAACGCCAACAUUAUUAGAAACUCCAAAGGCUAAACUCAGAAACGACUAUAAUCCACACCCUACCCCAUAUUCUAAAAGUUAUUUACUACUUGAAAAAUCUGUUGAUAAAAAGCAAGUAAAAUCUGAAGGCAAGGAAUUGGUCAACUCUGCUAUAGAAGAGGUAGAAUGCACUCCAAAAUCUACAAAAACUUAUAUUUCAGCAAAGAAGAAAAAGAUUUUGAAAGCUAAGGCUGUUACAUUUAACAGCGCUGAUAAUAGAAUAACGAAAAUUGCUGACAUUGAUGAAAUCAUUAAUAAAAGCGUUAAAAAACAGGAUGCAGAUCAGCAGGUUUUGUUGAAAAAUGAAAGUCAUGUUAAUAUUAAACGUCGAAAGCGUUCCUUUGAUGAGAUGAAACAAACAUCUAUUAACAAUGAUAAUGAUGAGUCAAAACCAACUCCAAAUAAAAUUUCUAAGCCAGAUAUUGAUACUGCAUCGAGCACACGUUCUACUCCUCAAAAAAUUAUGCAAAAAGCUACAAAAUUGCCAAAUUUUGCUGCAAUACAUCAAAAGCAGUUUAAUAAAAUGGAAAACCUUACUGAAUACGUAACACGGAAAACGGAGAGAGCAAAGAACUUGAUAAAUUCUGGUGUCAAAACAUUACCUUCUGCAUCGAAAGUUGCACCCUUUAAAUUUAAUGGAAAUGCACAAGCUGGUGUUCCGUCAAAGGCUUUGAAAUCAAUAAAUUUUUAUGGCAAAACUACUACACCAGGUAAAACCGAACCAAAAGCAGAAGAUAAAACAAAUAUUUUGUUACCUACAGAUUUUCCAAAAUCAACUGAUCGUAGUCAAUUAAGAGGCAUAAAUAGCUCCUCAAAAAAAUUACUACCCAUUGUACGUAAGGUAGAACAUGUUCCUGCAAAGCCAAAAGCAGCAAAAAAGAUUGAUUUAAAUGAACCCGUUAAAACCAUUUCAGAGAAUAAACCAGAUGAGGAGCAAAAUCUACUUGCUCGCUUACCUAAUCCAAGAUUAGGUAUUAUGAAACAACAGAUGACAGCUAACAAAAGUGUAACAGAGUUAAAAUCUUUAAAGCCUGUAGCACAAAUUACGCCCUUAAAACCAUCAAACAAUACAAAAACUUCACGUCCUCGAGAAGAGUCACAUAUAAGUGCUAUUGAUAAAGCAACUUUGCGUCGUGAAAGACAUAUGAACAUGUAUAAGGGUCGUGUCGGUGGUGCUCAUAAAUCGAAUUCGGCUAAGGAUGCGGAAAUUAUUCGUGGAGUUCGUUCCAAUAGAAGAUUUGAACUUCAAAUGCAAUACCGCAAUCAAAUAAAGGAUUAAACAUUGUUUUUGAUUCUUAUAAAAUACUUAUAUCUAUAUAUAUUUCUUAUUUUAAUAUUAACC
Teleopsis dalmanni is the source of this 2966-nucleotide messenger RNA. Its product is annotated as enolase-phosphatase E1-like. The record is from RefSeq and is a predicted model, not a curated record. Bases 279 to 2903 code for a protein of 874 amino acids. NCBI's taxonomy places the organism in Eukaryota, Metazoa, Arthropoda, Insecta, Diptera, Diopsidae. The transcript is spliced from 8 exons.